AUAAAAGAAAUAUCCAAAGCCGUACGAUUGCGAAUUGCGAUCCUCUUUCGCUCUUCUAUCAGCGUCAAAAACCACACACUCAAUCAACGAGAGGGGCGGAACCAGGUUUUUCCAUUAAUCUUCCCUUCUUCUGCUAUAUAAAGGCCCAUUGUUCACCAAAUCAAAGCUCGUCCAGUUUUUCAAUUUUUUUUCUCGUUGUCAAACAGUUACUUCUCCUACAAAUAUGGGUUUUUCUUGUUUUUUCUUUCGUUUCCAAAAACUCGUCCCCAUGUCCCGUUGAAUGGAUUCCCUUCUUUCCCUUCUCCCCUGAACAAAAAUCUUCAUAAUAAGGUUGGUUCGCUAUUUUCGUCGUCAUCCAGUUCUGUUAAUUUCGGCUAUUAGUUUGUCGUUUAAGUGGUAGUAGCAGCAGCAGCAGCAGCAGCAGUAGUUUUGGUGGUUUGAAGAUUGAGCGUUCGAUGGCUUCCUCCGCUUCGCCUGAGACCCCUAAGCCUAAGAUCAUCACCGGUCCCGGUGGUUAUGUUCUUGAAGAUGUUCCUCACUUAUCGGAUUACAUCCCUGAUCUUCCUGUUUAUACCAAUCCGUUGCAAGACAAUCCGGCAUACUCAGUUGUUAAGCAAUAUUUUGUCCAUGUAGAUGACACCGUUCCUCAAAAGAUUGUUAUUCACAAGGAUAGUCCCAGAGGAGUGCAUUUCCGACGAGCUGGACCACGUCAAAAGGUAUAUUUUCACUCUGAUGAUGUUCUUGCCUGUAUUGUAACCUGUGGUGGUCUUUGCCCCGGACUCAACACUGUGAUUAGAGAGAUCGUAUGCGGCUUGUACCACAUGUAUGGUGUGAAGAAAGUUCUAGGGAUAGAUGGAGGAUACAGGGGUUUUUAUGCUAAAAAUACUGUGCAUUUAGAUCCCAAGGUUGUCAAUGAUAUCCAUAAACGUGGUGGAACAAUCCUUGGAACAUCACGAGGUGGGCAUGAUACCGCAAAGAUUGUUGACAGCAUUCAGGAUCGAGGGAUUAAUCAGGUUUACAUUAUCGGUGGAGAUGGAACUCAGAGAGGAGCAUCUGUUAUAUUUGAGGAAGUUAGAAGGCGUGGUCUUAAAGUUUCAGUUGUUGGAAUACCUAAAACCAUUGACAAUGACGUCCCGGUUAUUGACAAGUCCUUUGGCUUUGAUACUGCUGUGGAAGAGGCUCAACGCGCCAUUAAUGCUGCUCAUGUUGAAGCUGAAAGUUUUGAGAAUGGCAUUGGCCUUGUGAAGUUGAUGGGUCGCUACAGUGGUUUUAUUGCAAUGUAUGCUACUCUUGCAAGCAGAGAUGUGGAUUGUUGCUUGAUACCGGAAUCACCCUUUUAUCUUGAAGGACCUGGAGGACUUUUUGAAUACAUUGAGAGGCGACUUAAAGAAAAUGGGCACAUGGUUCUCGUGAUAGCAGAGGGUGCAGGACAGGAGCUACUUGCUGAAUCAAGUACACAGAAAGAUGCUUCAGGAAACAAGCUUCUCCAGGAUGUUGGACUAUGGGUAUCGCAGAGGAUCAAUGACCACUUUUCAAAAGAAAGGAAGAUGACCAUAAACCUCAAAUAUAUAGACCCUACCUAUAUGAUUCGUGCUAUUCCAAGUAAUGCAUCUGACAAUGUUUAUUGCACACUUCUUGCUCAAAGUGCUGUUCAUGGAGCAAUGGCUGGGUACACUGGAUACACAAGUGGUCUUGUCAACGGCAGGCAGACAUACAUACCUUUCUACCGGAUUACCGAGAAACAAAACAAGGUUGUGAUAACAGAUAGGAUGUGGGCAAGGCUUCUGUCUUCAACGAAUCAACCAAGCUUUUUGCACUCCAAAGAUAUCAUCGAAGACAAGGUCGAUGUGUUGGAUAAUGGAAACUGUAACCCCAAUUGAUGUUUAUAGUUUAUCGAGGCGCAUGUGUAGUGCAUAGUUUAUUAAUAAGCAAAUUAAUCAGCUGUCUAGUGUUCUUGCAAAAGUCCUAAAAUGAUUCUGUUGUGUACUAUUCAGCAUGCUGAGUUUUGGGUUUCCAGAUUGAAUUUUUACCAACUUCUGUUGGGGUUUCGGACAGACCUUAUGUUUGAAUAGUUUAUUAGAUCUUGUAUUUACUUUAUAUUAACGAGUGUUAU
Messenger RNA from Hibiscus syriacus, 2113 nucleotides. RefSeq names its product ATP-dependent 6-phosphofructokinase 3-like. The coding region runs from base 456 to 1880 and encodes 474 amino acids. Gene Ontology annotation, biological process: fructose 6-phosphate metabolic process; glycolytic process. Gene Ontology annotation, molecular function: ATP binding; 6-phosphofructokinase activity. Gene Ontology annotation, cellular component: cytoplasm. The transcript is spliced from 13 exons. The record is from RefSeq and is a predicted model, not a curated record. NCBI's taxonomy places the organism in Eukaryota, Viridiplantae, Streptophyta, Magnoliopsida, Malvales, Malvaceae.